AUGGAGAGUAUAUUAGAACAGCAACGUAAGGCUCACGAAGAAAUCGAACGUUUGGAGCAAGCUAUUGUUGGUCAAUUUAUUAACGAUCCUAAAUCGCACAAGGAAAGAUUAAUUCGCGAACAUAGAGCUAGCGAUUUCCUCGACCGAAUUAGUUCGAGAAGUAAAUUUUUAUAUGAACUUUAUGAUGAUGCUGAUGGUGCGCGUAAAGCAGAAAUCGAUGCGUUAUCUGGAACUUCCGAAUUUAGUGAAUUUUACGGACGUUUAAAAGCAAUUAAAGAUUAUCAUCGUCGAUAUCCUAAUGAAACCGAUGAUGAACUGGACAAACUUUUUUCGGGUGAGGAAGGAUGCGGACGAUUCCUGGAUCUGCACGCUCUUCAUGAGCAAUAUGUAAACCUGAAGAACGUGAGGAAGCUUGAUUAUUUAACUUAUUUGAGUGAAUUUGAUAAUUUCUCCGAUUACCCAAAGGAGAAUAAGCAUGGGGAAUAUCUCAAUUAUUUGCAGAGUCUGCGUGAUUAUUUAGAGAGCUUUUUCAAAAGGGUUAAGCCGCUCUCCAACUUGGAUGACAUUAAAAAGGAAACCGAAACCGAUUUUAAUCAAAAAUGGAAAAAUGGGACAUUUCCAGGGUGGGAAAGGCAAAUUGGUGAUGAAAUUUCAAGUAGCCUGUUCUGCGUGGCAUGUCGAAAGGGAUACACAAAGAGAACUGUGUUUGAUGCUCAUUUAAAAAGCAAAAAACACAUGAAGGCUGCCAACUCAAUGAUGGAAAAAGGUGUUACUAAUGUGGAUCAAGAAACUCAAGAUCAAUUGAUAAGGGAAGCCGAAGAUGCCAAAGAUAAACGAGAAAAAGAAAUUGCAUUUAUGGAAGCUUUGAUACAGAAAUAUGCAGAAAUACUGGGCUCUCAACGCGAAGAUACUAAGGCAAACGUUGAAAGGAAACGAGCUUUGACUGAUAGAGAGCGUAGAAUGGAAUUAGAAACAGAAGAAAUAGACGAUGUAGAAUCUGAGUCUGAAGACGAAGAUAAAAUUUAUAAUCCCCUAAAACUGCCACUCGGAUGGGAUGGAAAACCAAUCCCGUAUUGGCUUUAUAAGCUUCAUGGCCUUGGAGUUGAAUAUCCUUGCGAAAUAUGUGGUAAUUAUGUGUACAUGGGUAGGAAGGCAUUCGAUCGGCAUUUUCAGGAAUGGAGACAUGCACACGGAAUGCGAUGCUUGGGUAUUCCAAAUACGCGACAUUUUCAUGAAAUCACAUUAAUAGAAGAUGCAUAUGCCUUGUGGGAGAAACUCAAAAAUUCAGGAAAAACCGACGAAUUUAAACCUGAUACAAUGGAGGAGUUUGAAGAUCAAGAGGGAAAUGUUUUUAACAAAAAGACGUAUGAUGAUUUAAAAAGACAAGGAUUAUUAUGA
Molecule: messenger RNA, 1398 nt
Organism: Acaulospora morrowiae
Lineage: Eukaryota; Fungi; Glomeromycota; Glomeromycetes; Diversisporales; Acaulosporaceae
Source: the annotation of a GenBank genome assembly